CAAAAAUGUCAUUUUCCCUCACAGAUCGUCGAAAAAUCCAACUUCUGAGGCGUACGAUCCAAGCAAUCACAACCUCAGUAGAGACCUUCAUGCUGCAACUUUACCCGAACAAGAUACGGUUCUACGCGAACACAGUGUCCACAACUUCGACUGCUGACCUGACGGAGGACUUUUUCACCACGUUCAAAGCUCUAGAGCCUCAGGCAUCCUCCUCGUUCACCCAGCUGAAGCUCUACAGGAACGAAUUCCUCCAGUGCUUCACUCUUCAUGAUGAUAAGGAGGUGGAAUUCAUCAUUAAAGUUAACGAGAAUGGGGAAUCUGGCUGCAUGCAGAUCCUCAAGACUCGUGAUGGCUUCCAAGUUGACACCCAACUCUUAUUCGAAGUUGUCCAACUCACCGAGAAGGAAGAGGAAGUUUAUGAAAUGGAGUACAGCUUUGAACCAAAUAUGUUGCUUGUCAACUGCCCAGUCCGUAAAUUCAGGAACAUUAAAGGUGUUUUUAAGAGCAAGUCCAAAACUGAAGUGCUCAAAAUGGGCUUCAUACGUGAUGAACUCCGGCUUACUGGAGAGCAGAAUUCUAAGUCAAGUUUACAAAUCUCCACUGGUGGCUUUGACAACUACCUGAAUUAUGCAGACCUCAAUGGGGAGAUAGUUCGGAGUGAUAACUUUGAGCUACAAGUCCCACUGAGAUAUAUUGGAUUGCCCCUGAAAAUUUCAGAGAUGAUGGAAAGCCAAUUCCAAAUGGCAAUGGAGAAAGACGAUGAAAAUACCUGCUGUGUUUUUAUCAUCAGUGAGGAUCUUAAAGGCAACUACUGCUUCUCGAUUGAGUCUAAAAAUAUUCCUUUCACACAAGUAGAGCCUAGCACUUUAAAGCAUGAACGAAAGUUGGAAAAGAUAAGCCAGAAAGGCUCAUCUCAAGAGGAGGAUGAAGAGGAGAAAGAUGUAGAAAUGAUCAAAAAGACUCAAAAAUCAUCUAAAUCUCAUGCCUCUCAGUCACCUGAGAGAUCUAAUGGAUCAGACUCUGAUGUUCCAAUGGAUAAGGACUCUCAGGAUUCCAACAAAAGUUCUGCAGGAUCAGAUACUAUUGAUGCAAAGUCAGCCAAGGCCAGCAAAUCUAGCAAGUCCAAGGGGGACAAGAAGUUUUAUGAUUCCCUCAAAGACGAGGAUAUGUUCUAA
Molecule: messenger RNA, 1175 nt
Organism: Moneuplotes crassus
Lineage: Eukaryota; Ciliophora; Spirotrichea; Euplotida; Euplotidae
Source: the annotation of a GenBank genome assembly